Messenger RNA from Caenorhabditis remanei, 1623 nucleotides. RefSeq lists its product as uncharacterized. Gene Ontology annotation, cellular component: Golgi membrane; trans-Golgi network. The transcript has 8 exons. The record is from RefSeq and is a predicted model, not a curated record. Gene Ontology annotation, molecular function: serine-type endopeptidase activity. Lineage: Eukaryota; Metazoa; Nematoda; Chromadorea; Rhabditida; Rhabditidae. Gene Ontology annotation, biological process: protein processing. The coding region runs from base 1 to 1623 and encodes 540 amino acids.
AUGAAAUAUUUUCCACUUAUUUUUGGGGUAUUUUUUGUCUCUUUUAUUCUAUGUAAUGAUUAUGAGGACGGUCUCUUCCUGGCUCGAAUAACUGGUUUCGAUGACUUUGAUGCUCGAAUAAUAGGCCGUCGUUAUGGCUUCGAAGCUUUGAGAAAACUUCAAUCGUAUGACGACGUCUACAUCGGAAGACGUCUUCAAAGAAGAAAAAGGAGUAUUGAAGACGAGAUUCUAUCGGAUAUGCUGUUCAACCAUCAACUGACAUUCAUAUCAAAACUGUACAGAUUCAGCAGAUACAAGAGAACUCCUGUAACGAUGAAAGGCACUCCAAUUCAUUUGUGGAAUCUCCUUCCAUCGAUGAGAAUUCGAGAAGCUUGGGAAGCUGGAUUCAAUGCAAGCCGGGUUACUGUAGCAGUCGUUGACGAUGGAGUUGAUGUGGCUCACGUGGACUUACGAACCGCCUUCUCACCAGAUGUCUCUUUCGAUUUCGUGAAAUUCGGAAGUCUUCCAAUCCCUGCUGUUUCAAAGGAUACACAACACGGCACUCAAUGUGCUGGUCUCGUUGCAAUGGAAGGGAACCAAUGUGGUCUUGGAGUAGGUCACGGAGCAACACUCGGAGCAAUCAGACUUCUCGGACAAGACACAUUGAAUGAUGCUCUGGAAGGAGAUGCGUUGGCAUUUCAGAAGAACUUGAUCGACAUUUACUCCGUUAGUUGGGGUCCAAAAGAUGAUGGAUUGACUGCUGAAAAACCAGCAACAUUUACCCAAGAAGCCAUUCGAAACGGAGCAAUUCAUGGAAGGAAAGGACUGGGAAAUAUAUUUGUUUGGGCGAGUGGAAAUGGAGGAAUAAACGGGGAUAAUUGUGCGUUGGACGGCUAUGUCAGCAAUGAGUAUACGAUCAGCUUCGGAGUUGUUGACUCCACUGGUGCUCCAGCCUCUUAUGCCGAAGGAUGUUCAUCUGUUUUGGCAGCAGUUUCAGGAGGAGAUUCUAUGAUUCAAACAACUGGAUUGGAAUCCAAAUGCUCCGUGAUAUCUGGAUCAUCAGCAUCUGCUGCAAUCGCCUCUGGAGUAAUUGCCCUCGCUCUUGAAGCCAAUCCAACUCUCUCUCAACGUGACAUCCAACACCUCAUUGUUCAUACCGCUAAUCCCUCCGCAAUUCGUGACAUCACAUUUUCUGAAAAUGCUGCCGGUCUGAAAUUCCAUCCAAGCGUAGGAUUCGGACUUCUAGAUGCCCAAAAACUUGUGGAAAGAGCAGCGACGUGGCAGAAUGUUGGAGAACAAAAAGUAUGCCGAAAAACCAAAUUGUUGUCAGGAGACAUUGAUGUCACUGAUUGUAUUGACGUCACCAGAACGGAGAGAGUGAUUCUCACCGGUUCAGUUAUUCAUCCACAUCGAGGACAAGUCAGAAUGCACAUCGAGUCUCCACAUGGCACAGUAUCCGAACUUCUACCACUUCGUUCAAAAGAUGAAUCUUCUGAUUUGUUGGAAUGGGACUUCGUGUCUGUUCACUUUUUUGGCGAAUCACCAAAAGGAGUUUGGAAGUUAAAAGUCAUAAGUGAAGAAGAUUUGAGAGACCCAGAAUCUUUCCGAGUGAAACUCACAGAAUUCAAGAUAACAGGAACAUGA